Molecule: messenger RNA, 1532 nt
Organism: Polypterus senegalus (gray bichir)
Lineage: Eukaryota; Metazoa; Chordata; Cladistia; Polypteriformes; Polypteridae
Exons: 2
Coding region: 314-1309 (331 amino acids)
Biological process (GO): DNA integration
Molecular function (GO): nucleic acid binding
Source: RefSeq, a predicted model, not a curated record
GCUGAGCUUGCCUAUAGGGCAGGUACUCUUGUGGAGUGAUUCCACUACAGUAUUGACCUGGCUGAAAUCCGAAUCCUGUCGGUAUAAAGUGUUUGUAGGCACCAGAGUAGCGGAAAUACAGAACUUAACCAAUUUAGACAACUGGAAUUACAUAACAACCAAAGAUAAUCCAGCUGAUGACAUUACCCGGGGAAAGACCCUAAAGGAGCUUAGUGAGUUAAACAGAUGGAGGAAUGGACCUUCCUUUCUCAAACAGAAUAUUAACGAAUGGCCAUGUUCCUUGAUUACCGGCCCACCUGAGGACUCCACCGAAAUGAGGAAUGUCACCUUUUGUGGAAGUCUUGUAAUGGAGCAGCACACUAGACUUCCAGAUCCCAGUUUUUUCCAGUCUUGGAAUGAUUUAGUUAAGGCUACCAUCCAGGAUCUUCAUGGGGCGGCUGAUGGGAAUUCAAGUGCUUAUUCCUCAGCAGAAACCUGGAGGGAGACGGAAGUUGAACUCCUAAGAAGAGCUCAACAGAGCAAUUUCCCUGUAGAAGUCAAGAAUCUUCAAUCAGGAGUGGAAAUACCUCUAAGCAGUCGCUUGAGGACAUUAUCACCAGAAUUCGACCAUACAUUGGGUCUCAUUCGAGUUGGUGGCCGACUAAGAAGAAUAGAGGGUUUUAAUGAGGAAGGCAUCCAUCCUAUUGUACUGGACCCAAGUCACCCAAUAACUAAACUGCUCAUUCAGAACUAUGAUGAAAAACUUUUGCACCCAGGCCCAGAGCGGGUGUUUGCGGAGGUAAGACGAAAAUAUUGGAUAUUAAGGGGUCGCGAGGCUAUCAGACGACAUCAGCACCAAUGUAGGGAAUGCCAGCGUUGGCGUGCUACCACUCAGGCUCCAAAGAUGGCGGAUCUACCUCCAGCACGACUACGGCUAUUUAAGCCACCCUUUUGGUCCACAGGGGUUGAUUGCUUUGGUCCCUUUACGGUGAAAAUUGGGCGGAGGACGGAAAAACGUUGGGGAAUUAUAUUCAAAUGUAUGACUACUCGUUGUGUUCAUUUAGAUUUAAUUGAAAAUUUAGACACUGAUGCAUUUCUCAUGGCUUUCCGUCGGUUUGUGUCAAGAAGAGGCCAGCCUGCUGAACUUCUGUCUGACAGAGGUACAAAUUUUCGAGGAGGAGAAGCUGAGUUAAAGGAAGCUAUUACUGCCAUGGCACCUUCCUUGCAGGAGCAACUUGCUAAGCAACAAGUGAAAUUUCAGUUCAACCCACCAAGUAGUCCACAUUUUGGAGGGACCUGGGAACGGGAAAUCAGAUGUGGCAGAUCCUGACCCAAUAACACCGAAUCUGUUGCUCAUGGGGCGGCGAGAUGCUUCACUACCACAGGUAGUUUACCCUCCAGAUGAUUUGCUGGGACGACGGCGAUGGCGUCACAGUCAGAUUUUAGCUGAUCACUUCUGGAGUAAUUUUGUCAAGAAUUACUUACCUGGUCUACAGCUCCGUCAGAAAUGGCAGACUGAAUGUGAUGAGUUGAAGGUUGGAGAGGUAGUCAUG